Messenger RNA from Aspergillus alliaceus, 2850 nucleotides. It is a transcript of the gene mdr2, whose product is annotated as ATP-binding cassette permease mdr2. The record is from RefSeq and is a predicted model, not a curated record. NCBI's taxonomy places the organism in Eukaryota, Fungi, Ascomycota, Eurotiomycetes, Eurotiales, Aspergillaceae. Gene Ontology annotation, biological process: transmembrane transport. The coding region runs from base 196 to 2559 and encodes 787 amino acids. The transcript is spliced from 3 exons. Gene Ontology annotation, molecular function: ATP binding; ATP hydrolysis activity; ABC-type oligopeptide transporter activity. Gene Ontology annotation, cellular component: membrane.
GGUGUUCGAGCUGCAGCUGACUAGUACUAAUACUAUACUCCGGCACCCGUGUUAAUUUGCGAAGCGGGCAUUGGUGUCUGCAGUGCCAUGAAUGCGACAGUAUUUUUGUUUGUCUAAUGAGAUAUGGCAUCCAGCUCUCUCCCAUGACAUCCUUCUAAUUAGCCGUCCGAUCCCGCUUCUCUUCACAUAUCCGAAAUGCGCGGAGUCCGGGUGCUUGCUGCUUGGUCUCCAGUAGUCACCGCGAGGCCCUUCGCUCAGCCAAGAGGGAGCAUCCUCAAGGGACUUUAUCCAGGCACUCAUACCCCUACAUUUGUGACUGGAGUUUAUGGUGGACAAUACCGACAGUUUUCCGGAGUUGCGACUUCAUUACGCAUCGGUAGCAACAAUCGUCUCCAGCAUCCUGCGACAUUUCUUUACAACAAUGCUUUAAGACGUGUUAUUCCUCAGUCGCAGCCCUCGUACAACAUACGCCUUUUCUUCUUUACCCACCGGUACCUAGGAUCUAAAACGACCGCCCAAUCGACGAAUACUCAAGUGAAUAUUACACCGAAAGAAAAUGAGGAAGAUGAAGCAGACAAGGGCUUCGAAUUAUCUGAAAGGGCAGCCCAGGCAGCACAGAUUAACCUCAGCGCAAAAUUAGCUAAAGACGGCGCCACGGGAAAGAAAUCUGGUUUUAAGGAAAUAUGGAGGCUCCUAUCCAUUGCUCGGCCAGAGGCUAAGAAGCUUGGGUUUGCUUUCCUCUUCCUGUUAGUUUCGUCGUCCAUCACCAUGUCGAUUCCCUUCUCUAUUGGGAAAAUAAUGGAUGUGGCGACCAAGUCCGCGACCGAAGGGGGUAGUGAGCUUUUCGGUCUUAGCCUACCCAUGUUUUAUGGAGCAUUAGCCGGAGUACUCACCUUGGGCGCAGCCGCAAACUAUGGUCGCAUCAUCAUUCUACGCAUUGUUGGCGAACGCAUUGUUGCUAGACUUCGCUCGAAACUUUUCCGUCAGACGUUCAUUCAGGAUGCAGAGUUUUUUGACGCAAACCGGGUUGGUGACUUGAUCUCUCGUCUUAGCUCUGACACCAUUAUUGUUGGCAAGAGCAUUACGCAGAAUUUAUCCGAUGGUUUGCGAGCAGCAGUCAGUGGUGCAGCAGGCUUUGGAUUAAUGGCCUACACCAGUCUCAAGCUAUCCAGCAUUUUGGCUCUAUUGCUGCCUCCCAUUGGUCUUGGGGCUUUCUUUUAUGGAAGAGCAAUUAGAAACCUGAGUCGCAAGAUCCAGAGGAAUCUAGGAGACUUGACCAAGAUUGCCGAGGAACGUUUGGGCAACGUGAAAACCAGCCAGUCUUUUGCUGGCGAAGUUAUCGAGGUUAACAGGUACAACAAGCAAGUGCGGAAGAUCUUCGAACUUGGCAAGAAAGAAUCUGUGAUUAGUGCGACUUUCUUUAGCUCCACCGGUUUCAUGGGCAAUAUGACGAUCUUGGCACUCCUUUAUGCUGGAGGAGGAAUGGUUGGGUCUGGUGCCAUCACAAUUGGAGAGUUGACAUCGUUCCUCAUGUAUACCGCCUAUGCAGGUUCUAGCAUGUUUGGCCUGUCAAGCUUCUAUUCUGAGCUCAUGAAGGGGGUGGGAGCGGCUAGCCGGCUUUUUGAAUUACAAGAUCGCGGACCGACAAUAUCUCCAACUAAGGGUACGAAGGUUAUUUCUGCUCGUGGCCCUAUUCGUUUUGAGAACGUGUCUUUUAGCUACCCAACUCGACCUGCUGUUCCUAUCUUCAAGGACCUAAACUUCGAGAUUCCCCAGGGGACCAACGUUGCCAUUGUCGGGCCUUCUGGAGGGGGCAAAUCCACCAUUGCCUCCAUUUUGCUCCGGUUUUAUAACCCCACCGAGGGCAAGGUUCUGAUUGAUGGAAAGGAUAUCAGUGAGAUGAACGCUAAAUCCCUUCGGAGAAAGAUUGGUAUUGUGUCGCAAGAGCCCGUCCUCUUCUCGGGCACUAUUGCGGAGAACAUCUCAUACGGAAGCCCGCAAGCAACAAGGUCUGCGAUUGUCGCAGCUGCCAGGAAGGCGAAUUGUCAAUUCAUCAGUGACUUCCCUGACGGCCUUGAUACUCAAGUUGGUCCUCGAGGAGCUCAGCUCUCUGGUGGGCAAAAGCAACGCAUUGCCAUUGCUCGUGCCCUAAUUAAAGACCCUGAUAUCCUGAUUCUGGAUGAAGCGACUUCCGCUCUUGACGCGGAGUCCGAGACUUUAGUGAACAGUGCCCUUGCUGCUCUGCUUCGCGGAAACAACACGACAAUCAGCAUCGCCCAUCGGCUCUCCACCAUCAAGCGAUCGGAUACUAUCAUUGUUCUCGGUCCUGAUGGUAAGGUAGCCGAACAGGGUUCAUACGAAGAGCUCAGCUCUCGGCAAGAUGGUGCCUUUACGAAAUUAAUGGAAUGGCAAAUGAGUGGCGGCGAUGUGUCCCAGCCUCCGACCAGCGCCCCUAUCAGUCCUACGACACAAGAAAAGUUGUGGCAGAUGGAGAGAGAGGAGGACGCUGGCGCUGAGGAAGUAGCCUCUAGAACGAGUGAGCAGCAGAGGAAGGAAUAAUUGUCCUGAUAGAAGGCCUGCCUUCUCCAGGGCAACUUGUCUAUCUUCUCUCUCUGGGGUUCGUGUACCAUUCUCUGUAGAGAUUUUCUUUUAUAUGUUCACCUUGUCACUUCCUUACUUCCAUACUUCCCUCUUGAAUGGUUGGAUCGACUGCGGAUGUACCUAUACCUUUGGAUUUACUGUUUUCAGAUGAUGGGGACCGGCUUCUUUAUACACUAAAUAGUUAGAUGAGUGGGAUAGAGAAAAUAUAAUGUGCAUCUCCGCUCACGAUUAACAAUAACACAUGUGUCG